AGAAGAUCAAAAUAUAGGCUUGAAAAUUCUAAAAUAAUAGAGAAAUAUCAAAUCUUCGAUUACUAAAGCGUUGGAACCAGGUUGUUUACAAAACAAAUAUGGAAGACGCAGAAUUUAAAACGGACAAGAAGAACUGUACGUUUUUAUUUAAAAAAAGAAAGAUUCGAAGUACUGCAGCCAGGAAACGUAAAGAAGCGAACUAUGAAGACGAGAGCAGCGAAGAUGAAACUACAGUGGUUCAGAAAGAAAGAAAACAUGAUGAUAAUAAUCCCAUGAGACAAAGUACUAAUAAGAGAAGGUUUAGAGAUGAAAAGAAAGUUGUAGACAACAGCACAGACGAAGAAAAUAUUACUGUUUCUUAUAAAAGUACCAGAACUCCUAUGCCAGCUGGACCAAGCGACCAAGGAGCAACAGCAAUUUUAGAAACAGAGACAGAAAAGGAUAAAGACGCGCAGGCUUUAUUUGAAAAAUCUCAAAAAAUAAAUGAGGAAAAUGAAGGAAAAGAGGAUGAUAAAAUUUAUAGAGGUUUGAAUAAUUAUACUCAAUAUUACAAGAAAAAAGAUACAGCUGCUGGAAAUGCUUCCAGUGGAAUGGUACGUAAAGGGCCAAUUAGAGCACCAGCUAAUCUCAGGGCAACAGUUAGAUGGGAUUACCAACCAGAUAUAUGUAAAGACUACAAAGAAACAGGUUUUUGUGGGUUUGGAGACAGCUGUAAGUUUCUUCACGAUCGUUCAGAUUACAAAUUAGGUUGGCAAUUAGAAAGAGAAGCUGCUACAGGAGAGUAUAACAAUAGCGGAGACGAAGAUGAUAAAAAAUACGAAAUCGAUAGCGACGAAGAAAGUCUUCCGUUUAAAUGUUUUAUUUGCCGAAAUAGUUUUACCGAUCCUAUCGUUACAAAAUGUAAACAUUAUUUUUGCGAAAAAUGUGCGUUAGAACAUUAUAAAAAAAGUACUAGAUGUUACAUAUGCAAUGUACAAACUAACGGUGUCUUCAAUCCAGCUAAAGAGUUAAUUGCACGGGCGAAAAUGGAAGAAAAAGGAAAAACAGUUGAAGAAGACGAUGAAGUUUCUGACCAAUAAUAAAGCAUAUGUUUUUACUGAAUAAUUAUAAUUUUAUUGACUUUACAUACCGGCACUGAUCAUUUCCUUCAAGUGACGCCAAUCAUUGUG
This is a messenger RNA of Hylaeus volcanicus, 1169 nucleotides long. It is a transcript of the gene mdlc, whose product is annotated as E3 ubiquitin-protein ligase RNF113A. Lineage: Eukaryota; Metazoa; Arthropoda; Insecta; Hymenoptera; Colletidae. Gene Ontology annotation, molecular function: metal ion binding. Gene Ontology annotation, biological process: snoRNA splicing. The record is from RefSeq and is a predicted model, not a curated record. Gene Ontology annotation, cellular component: U2-type spliceosomal complex. Bases 99 to 1079 code for a protein of 326 amino acids. The transcript has 6 exons.